This is a messenger RNA of Limulus polyphemus (Atlantic horseshoe crab), 2863 nucleotides long. Its product is annotated as transcription termination factor 2-like. Bases 988 to 1338 code for a protein of 116 amino acids. NCBI's taxonomy places the organism in Eukaryota, Metazoa, Arthropoda, Merostomata, Xiphosura, Limulidae. The record is from RefSeq and is a predicted model, not a curated record. The transcript is spliced from 4 exons.
GGAUAGGGACACUUUCAUCUCUGAGAUUAGAACAGUUUUGUUAAAACAAUUUUGCAAACCUUCAGUAAACCCAUCUAAUUAUAACAUGCUUUAUUGGUUAUUUUCUAGCUAACCUUGCAUUAUUUAUUUGUUAACACAAGCAUCAAGUUAAUUCAUAAACUGUUAAUUAUUAACAGAGGUUGCACUAAUGCAAAACUGUGCAUAUAUUGCUAAAGAAUUUUUAAUCUUUAACCAAAAAUUAACACACCUUACACGUUGCAUAUGCUUGUUUUUAUUCUUGACUCGGCUAGAUUGAUAAUUUUCAUGAUUGUUUCCCUGCAGAUGAUUUGUCUGUCUUGUCAUCUCUUGAUAAACUUUUGAAUGCUAGCACAUCCUCAGAGGAGAUAAAUCCCACAUUGUGAAAUUGAAAUUUUCGAUUUAUUGUACCUAUUUUAAAACAAUAACACUUAUAGGAAGAGAACAUUAUACCAUGAUUUUUAGAAAAUGAAGUUCACUCUUAGGGUCAUGGUUGCUUCAACUCCUUGAGAAUCCUGCUAUGGACUAUGCUGAUGUCUACCCAGUAUUUUAGAAUUUGCUAUAGUUGUGUCUCUUGCAAAUGUUCCUCAUGAAUGUCAUUUUCUGCUCCACUCUGAAAAGUGGUCUUGCCUUACAAAUGACCACAUGGGUAAUCUGAUGACAAUUAUAUUCCAGGGGCCUAGUCAACUGGAAUUUAACUACAACUGGGCCAUUAAAACCUACACAAUUAAGAAGAACCACAUGUAGUGAAUAUAGUAUAAAUAAAUAUUUUUUGUUUUUGUUACAGCACACUGUACACAUGAUUGUUUAGCAUCUACACACGUUGUUACCCAUAAAUUAAGGUACACCAAUGUUACCUCUGUAAGUAUAUCUUAUAAUCAAGUAAAGUGACAAUGCAAAAUUUAUAUAACACUUCUUUCUUUUUUUUUAUGUAUUCUGGCUGAUAGUGUGAUAGUUUCCCAGUGGACAUCCAUGUUGGAAGUGAUAGCACAUCAUCUUAAAGCUGUUGGUAUCUCAUAUUAUUUAAUUCAAGGUAAAGUGAACUCUCAAGAUCGCAUGAAGGCAGUUGAUGAUUUCAACAACAAUCCUAAUGGUGCUAAGGUAUUGCUGUUAUCUCUAAAAGCUGGAGGUGUAGGAUUAAACUUAACUGGAGGAAAUCAUCUUUUUUUGAUGGAUUUACAUUGGAAUCCUGCUUUAGAUAUUCAAGCAUGUGAUCGUGUGUACCGCAUGGGUCAGAAGAAAGAAGUUACUAUUUACAGGUUUAUCUGCCAGAAUACAAUUGAAGAAAAAAUACAACAGCUUCAAAAAAAAAGUUGCAUUUAGCAAAAGAUGUUAUCGAAGGAACUAGUCAGAAAGCUGAGAAGUUGACCUUAAAUGAUUUGAAACAUUUGUUUGGAGUAUAAAUAACCAAUUAUUCUUUUUUUUUACUAAACUCAUGUUACUACCUUUGUUGAAUCUUAUUUGGAAAAAGUGUUGAGGAAACUGCAGUGAAUUUUGUCCUUUUCUGACAAUGGAUCAUUGGGUUCAGAAUAAAGUACUGUGUGUAUGUUAAAAUUAUGAAAUUCUGUUUUGAAGCAUUUAAAGUAACAUCUUUAUGUUACAUUAUUGUCACAAACCACUUGUGGCAUUAGUGUUUUUUUUUGUUGUUGUUUUUCUGGAAGACGUAAAUGUUUUAUCCAUAAUCUGUUAGCAAGAAAACUUAUGAAAGGUACUAAAAAGUGAAUGACAUUUUCAUUCAUAACUUUAGAAUAAAGUAUGCUAUCUUAUUGUUUCAUUUUACAUCCAUUUUUUAUUUCUCAAAACAUUAGAUCUAAAUUAGUAAUGAUAAUGUUUAAAAAGUGACAGUAUUAUUCAAAAAACAUCAUUUAGUAUAGUAGUCCUAAUAAUGUUGGUUAUUGUAAGUGAUCCAACUAACUUCUACAUUUUAGUCAUGCUCAUCAAGCACUUACUAUAAACAGGUUUUCAAAAAAGAAAUAUUAAGAUAAAUCACAAUAUCUUGUAAUUUCUUCUUUAUUUUACUAUAUUUUUAAGUGUUAUGCAUAAUGUUCUUAACUGUUAACUAUUCAAUUUAUGUGCUGAAGGAAUAUUUUUAAUAUCUUUAGUUGAGUAAACUAAGGAAGUGAUGAAAUCAGCUGGAAACCUUUAAAGCCUAACAUCACUGCCAUAUAGUUAUAAUCAAGUGUAGAUAAGGAAUCAAAGUUUGCUAAACUUAUCUCAUACUUAAAAGUACUGAGAAAUAUAUUCAUGUAUUGUCAUUUCUUUUAUAAAAUAAUAAAUUUAAAUAAUAUGUAUUUUUACUAUAAGAAUGCUUAAACAAAAGUAAUCAUGAAAUGUAUGAUAAGUACAAGGCUUACAGAAAAUUUCUAAAAUUAAAUAAAUUUUAUUCUGAAGUUCAUGGAGCAGUCAUUGCAAACUGUUAUAAAAAGUUUUUGGGUUUCAGAUAAUUAUUUACUGAUACAAAUGAAUAUAACUUUUUUUAUAUUUUUGCAAGUUUUUCAUUGUAUGAAACUUUUGAUUGUCCAAACAAGAUGUGUAGCCAUGACAUAAAAAAAGUAAGUAAAAAUCAAUAUGAAGAAAAUACUGAAUUAAUCAUGAUAAAAAAGAGAAUCAUUUAUUGCCAGAAAAUCUUUGAAUUAUACAUUCAGAAUGAAAGAGUGAUGGUUAAAAUUACUAAAAACAUUUCACUCUAAAGAAUUGGAGGUUUCUCUCAGUAGUGAACAUAUUACAAUCAAGAAUAAUUAUUUUAACAUGUACUAUAGUAUAUUAACUAGAAAAUAAAGUGUAAUUGAAAAAAUGUUAAAGCAUUAAAUUUAGAAUAUUGAAAGGUAUCUAACAAAUUAUAUAUUUU